Cucumis sativus (cucumber) is the source of this 2328-nucleotide messenger RNA. Its product is annotated as serine/threonine-protein kinase D6PK. The transcript is spliced from 3 exons. Lineage: Eukaryota; Viridiplantae; Streptophyta; Magnoliopsida; Cucurbitales; Cucurbitaceae. Gene Ontology annotation, cellular component: cytoplasm; nucleus; plasma membrane. The record is from RefSeq and is a predicted model, not a curated record. Gene Ontology annotation, molecular function: protein serine/threonine kinase activity; ATP binding. Gene Ontology annotation, biological process: protein phosphorylation. Bases 271 to 2094 code for a protein of 607 amino acids.
UCUCCCCUUUUUCCUACCUUCUUUCUUUCUAACACUGCAUCUCUCCUUCUCCUUUCUCCUUUCUCCUUUCUCCAUUCUCCUUUCUCCAUCUCAAUCCACAUCCUUCCCCUUCCCUUCCCUUCCCUUCUCUGCCUUUUCAUUCCCUCCUAAUUAGUUUUCAGGAUAUACUUCUUUUGAUGGAAGACUUAAAGAUAGGAUGUGUGCUAAAACUGCUGAUCAAUGAAUUUUCUCAAAUCUGAUUUGUUUUAAUUGAGUUCUUUGUUAGUCCUGAUGGCCUCAAAGUCGAAUUUGAGACCUUCUGCAAAGCAACCUACGGGGAUUACCGGCGUUAAAGGGACUGAUGUGAGUGUUCUAAAGUCCUUACCUUCACAGACUUCAUUAGGAAACAAAAUUGGUUCUGUUGUCUCUGGAGAUGUAUUGAACUACACACAGAAAUCCUUGAAUCAGUCUACUUUGAUUGAUUCAUCAAAUAGCAAAUCCUCAAGUUUAAAUCAUAAAGAGUCUACUGAGUCUUGUAAUCAGAUAAUUAAAGAAAAUUCCUCAAAGUCUGACGCUAAGACAGAAGGUCUUAACGGGACUCAGGGCUUAGCGGAGGACUCUAUAGAUUCCAAGAAGAAAAUAUCAGAAUGUGGGAGUGGGAAGGAUAGUUCAGUUUCUGCCAAAGUCAGUGAUGGAACAAACAGUAUUUCCAAGACGAGUGGAAGUGCAAAAAUUAGUGACCGCAUUGAGAUGGUUGAGAGUGGCAAGAGCAGCAUGUGUCGUGGAAGCACAAGCAGCGACAUCAGUGACGAAAGUACUUGUAGCAGCUUUAGUAGUAGUAUCAGUAAGCCUCACAAAGCAAAUGACUUGAGAUGGGAGGCCAUCCAAGCUGUACGUGCAAGGGACGGGAUAUUGGGAUUAGGUCAUUUUAGACUAUUGAAAAGACUGGGAUGUGGGGAUAUCGGAAGCGUCUACCUGUCAGAGUUGAGUGGUACUAAAUGUUAUUUUGCUAUGAAGGUCAUGGACAAAGGGUCUCUAGCAAGUCGAAAGAAGUUGCUUCGAGCUCAGACUGAAAGAGAAAUAUUGCAAUCUCUUGAUCAUCCAUUCCUUCCUACAUUAUAUACUCAUUUUGAGACUGAUAAAUUUUCAUGCUUAGUGAUGGAGUUUUGCCCUGGGGGAGACUUGCACACUCUAAGGCAGAGGCAGCCAGGGAAGCAUUUUACCGAACAGGCAGUGAAAUUUUAUGUAGCAGAGGUCCUCUUAGCACUCGAGUAUCUUCAUAUGCUUGGGAUUGUAUACCGGGACCUUAAGCCUGAGAAUGUUCUUGUGAGGGAAGAUGGACAUAUAAUGCUUUCAGACUUCGAUCUUUCACUAAGAUGUGCAGUUAGUCCAACAUUGGUGAAGGGCUCAUGUUCCGAGUCUGAACCUUUGAGAAAGAAUUCAACUUAUUGUGUUCAACCGGCUUGUAUUGAACCUUCCUGCAUCCAGCCCUCCUGUGUAGUUCCCACGACAUGCUUCACUCCCCGACUUUUCUCUAGCAAGUCGAAGAAGGAUAGAAAACCCAAGACUGAAAUAGGAAAUCAGGUAACGCCUUUGCCAGAGCUCAUUGCAGAGCCUACCGAGGCGAGGUCAAUGUCAUUUGUUGGUACACAUGAAUAUUUGGCACCAGAGAUCAUUAAAGGCGAAGGUCAUGGAAGUGCUGUUGACUGGUGGACUUUUGGAAUCUUCCUAUAUGAACUGUUGUUUGGUAAAACUCCUUUUAAGGGAUCUGGGAAUCGAGCCACGUUGUUCAACGUCGUUGGUCAGCCUUUGCGGUUUCCUGAAUCACCAGUUGUCAGUUUUGCUGCAAGGGAUCUCAUCAGGGGAUUGCUUGUCAAGGAACCACAGCAUAGAUUAGCUUACAAACGAGGGGCUACUGAGAUCAAACAACAUCCUUUCUUUGAAGGUGUUAACUGGGCACUGAUACGUUGCGCUUCACCACCAGAAGUACCAAAGCCUGUUGAGAUUGAGAGGAUACCCUCACCAGCACCUCCAGUCAGUGGAAAAGCUAUAAUGGCUAGACCUGGCCCCGAUUCCAAAUCAUCUGAUAAUUAUCUGGAGUUUGAUUUCUUUUAGUAGUAUGGUACACACGACAAGUGCUCUCUUCUCAGAAGAUGGGUUUGAAUCAUUCUGCUUGUUCAUGGUGACAUCGAAGUUCAGUUAUUGAUAGAUGGGUUGAUGAAUUGUACUUGUUUUUGCCUGUCAACAAUUUCAAUUUCACUUUGCAUAAGUUAUUGUAUGUACUUUUUGUCAUCUAAAGCUUGAGAAUAGUUCCCUGGGAAGUGAAUCCAAGGGUGUCUAUUAACGUAA